Molecule: messenger RNA, 460 nt
Organism: Caenorhabditis elegans
Lineage: Eukaryota; Metazoa; Nematoda; Chromadorea; Rhabditida; Rhabditidae
Gene: C33H5.13
Product: CYSTM domain-containing protein
Exons: 3
Coding region: 72-350 (92 amino acids)
Source: RefSeq, marked reviewed
AAAGGAGUAUUUUAUAAACUCGUCGUCUUUGAAUCGUCAUUCUCUUAUCACUAUAUUUUCAGUAUUUGACAAUGAGCGGCGCACCACCACCACCGCCACCUUACAAUCAAGCUUAUAACGCAUAUCCACAACCUCCACAAGGUGUCUACACAGUACAACCCGGUGUUCCCAUCGGACAAGGCGUUCAACCAGCAUAUGCAGUAUAUUAUCAACAGCCUCAAACUGUCAUAGUUGACGACUGCCAUCACCAUCAUCAUCAUCGUGAACGGGAGCACGGGGGAGGAGGAGGCGAAAUGUGUUGCUUAGCUGGUUUAAUGGCUUGUCUAUGUUUUUUGUGUUUGAGCAAAUAAUUUUAAUUUGAUAAUCUGGUUCAUAAAUUUGCAAUUGAUAUAUAAAAAUCAAUUGAAACUUUGACUGGUUUUGCUAUUUCUACUUAGAAAUAAAUUCAGCACAAUUCUAC